This is a messenger RNA of Coregonus sp. 'balchen', 593 nucleotides long. Lineage: Eukaryota; Metazoa; Chordata; Actinopteri; Salmoniformes; Salmonidae. The record is from the annotation of a GenBank genome assembly.
AUGGAGAUGCAAGAAAUCCCCCGAGAGGAGGAAAGAGUGGUGGAAGUGGACAAGGGUCAGAGAAUGCUGGAAACCUCAGGUAAAGAAAGAGAACAUCUUCAUCACCAAACUUGGGGCUAAUGGGGUAAAUGUGCACCACUUUCCUCGGAAUACAUCAGCAUAUUUUCAUUUCUCUUACUGUAGGUUCAAUCCUUUAAAAAAAACAUCUUAAGCUAUAUGGUAUUUUGUGUUAUGUUCUGAGAAUAUUAAUUUGGUCCUAAGCUUCCACAUAACCUAUCUGUGUGUCUGCAUGUCUGUCAGUCAAGGAAGCUGAAUCUACAGUCUACUCCAAACUGAAUAAUCCAUCGGAGGACAUUUAUGCUGAAGCUUCUCCUGGCCAGCCCUCUGCCAGAGACAGAACAGGUACAGGUGGCUACAGCACUGUUAUUAUAUUAUUAAUCAAAUGUAAUCAAUUAAAUAUAUUUUAUAAAUCCCUUUUUACAUAAGCAGAUGUCACAAAGUGCUUUACAGAUACCUGGCCUAAAACCCCAAAGAUUAUUAUUAUUAUAAGAUUAUUACAUUAUUAUUAUUAUUAUUAUAUAUGUCUGAACUAA